UUAAAGUUUAAAAAAAUAUAUUAUAUCUGUAAAAAUAUUAUUUCCUUUGGCCUCUGCAGCUUAUCUCCCGAUGGUCUUCGAAAAAAAAGUGUCUCGCGGUGAACAUAAUAACUAUUUGCAGAAUCAUCUGAAAUCAAAAAUUCAAAAAGAUGCUUUUAGUAUAUUAAAAAAUGCAGUCCGUAAUCGAAGGAAUUAAAAAAAUAUCACUUUUUGACAAAAUGGCAGCUUCCAAAAAAAAAGUUCAUUUUUAUGGAAAAAAAAAUCGACUUCAAAUGUUGAUUUAAAUUAUAAUUUUAAUUUUAUUUAAAAGAUCUUCGAUUAAAGACAGCAAAAAGUAGUUAUUAAUUUUGUGUGAAAAUUAGAGCUAAAUCGGUUCAGUGGUUUUCGAGAAAUCGUGUUCAUCGAUUUGAGAAACAUAGUUUUGAGAAAAACGAUUUUAAAGUUUCACAAACAGUUUACAUUGAGUUAAAAAUUUUUUCUAGUUUUGUCUGUAACUUGGGAAACAUUUCUCGAAUCUUCAUAAAAAUUUUUUUCACAACAGAGAAAUAUAUAUUCUUUAAGAAAAUGCAAAAAAAAAAAAUCGAUUUUUUGAAAAUCCUGACUGUAUAUAACCCCUUAAGUAGAAUUUAGUUAUUGUGCACUCGUGAAGAGAUUGGGCACACUAGGAUAGCAAAUAAUGGCGCGUGUGGUGAAUUUGUGAUUGUUGUCAUAGAGUGUGGGAGGUUAAACUGCGAAUAAAACAUACGUUGUACGCAUACACAUUGGCUUGUGUUUUGGAAGCGGGUUGCCCCAUCGCCGCCGUACAUUUGUUUAAGGCAUCUCCCACACGAGAGACGACAGAAGCUUUUAUUCGCAGACAGGCGACUGGCGACAUUGUUUUGGAAUAGCACCCUGGUGAGAGGAUCGAUAUUGCCUGGACGACAUGAUGCACCAUUCGCCCAGAAGGAGUCCCCGACUAAACGAGGGACAGAAUAUCGCAACGCAAGUAGAUGGCAGCGCUUCGGCCCCGCAACCUAGUGUAGGGGCGUCGCAAGCCGGCGGCCGAGGCAGUGAAGCCCCGGCGUCAUCAGCGCAGCUGGCAGCAUCUGGAGCCACCAGGAAACCGAAGGUGGCCGACCUCAUGGAUAGGAUUGCCGAGUUGGAGAAGGAGUUGGAACGUCCUCGCAGCGCUAAUAUGGAACGCACCGUUAUGUCGAGUGAGGUUGGGGUAGGUCAGCCGCCAUUUGCAAUCGGCCUGACCGUACCCAACGCGACAAGUGUUUAUCAUGCGGCGUCAGAGAGACCGCCAUCCUGGAGCGGAUCUCAAACGGUACAGUGUUCGCAGAACUGUACCACGAGGAUUAAUCACGCAUCGCCAUUUUGCGCUACUGUUCCAGCGCAUGGUUUCGGGAUGCAGAAUGAAGUGGCCGGCGGAACAUCGGUACGUGCGCCUUCUCCUGGAGACGGUGCUUGGGCGACGAGCAUUGGAAAGCUUCCUGAACUGCCUACGUUCGGAGGGAAGCCAGAGGACUGGCCCAUUUUCUACUGCGCGUUUACGGAGACGACGCAAGCGUAUGGUUGUACGGACUUGGAGAACAACCAAAGGCUACUGAAGGCGCUAAAGGACGACGCGCGUGAGACGGUGAAGUCGUUGUUGAUUCACCCCAGCAAUGCGAAUGCAGCGGUGGAGCAGCUGCGUUUUAGAUACGGCCGACCGGAGCAACUAAUACGCAGCCAGCUCAACAGCAUUCGAGAUGUGCCUGCAAUUACGGAGAACAAUCUAGGAAAGCUCGUCGCAUUCGCCACCCGUGUCAGCAACCUCAAGGUCAGCGAAGGCGGAGCAGCACCUGGGUAACCCUAUGCU
Drosophila ananassae is the source of this 1843-nucleotide messenger RNA. RefSeq lists its product as uncharacterized. Bases 923 to 1834 code for a protein of 303 amino acids. The record is from RefSeq and is a predicted model, not a curated record. The transcript has 2 exons. Lineage: Eukaryota; Metazoa; Arthropoda; Insecta; Diptera; Drosophilidae.